AAGAAACGAACGCGAAUUCGAAAGAUGAAAAAGAAACGGAGGAAAACCGUACGAUAAUUGCCGUAUCGUCCACUUCUGUUGCAGAUGACAAAUGCGCUUCAGUGGAAUUAAAAACGAGUGAUGAACGAUCGGAAUUUGUUAUGGACAAAAUUGAUGAAUUAAAUUCAACCAAAACAAUUCCGCUCGUUAGCGAUAACGUUAAUUUGUUAGACACAACUUAUAGCAAUAAAACAAAUUUGGAAACUAAUCGGAAAAGUUUAACUGCGAUGUUCUUGGAAAAGAAGAAUUUGGCGGAAAAAGCAGAUCUAAUCGAAGGUUUGAAAAAAAGGUCAUGCAACAGUGAACUUCCAAAUAUCAGAAUCACUAAGGAAGAAGGACCAGUACGGCAAUCAUUGCUCAGUUUAGUUAUGGAUGAGGAUGUUCCAGAAUUAAUGGAAGCCAUGGCCGAAAAGUUAGAAUUCGUCUUCGAAGAUCUCACGCCAUCUGUAUCCAACGCUGGGGAAGGAAUAUUGCGCAACUCAGCGAAGCGUUCACGUUCACGUCCGAGAGAAGCAAAACUAGAAUUUCAUUCAUCAUCACCAACAGUGUUCACAUAUCCCGAUGAAGAAUCAGCUGUUGAGAAGGCACAGUGGGAUGAAGGCAAAUUGAUCACUUUUACAGUUUAUCGAGAACUCUGCGAAGGAAAAAAAGAACGGUUGGUAGACGACAAUUACAAAUUUCAAAGUCUUUUAGAACCUUCACAAAUUGCGAAUAAUACAGAAUUUCCAUUCGUAAGAACAGCAACAUUAAUGGAAGAACCAUCAAUGGCUGAAAGUUUACUAGGUGUUACGGGUCGUAUCUCAUACAACAGUGCUCCCAUCGAUUUAGCUCGAUUCAAUAAAAAUACAGUGUAUGUAUCAUCAAUUUCACAUAUACGAAAAUAA
Messenger RNA from Acanthocheilonema viteae, 923 nucleotides. The record is from the annotation of a GenBank genome assembly. Lineage: Eukaryota; Metazoa; Nematoda; Chromadorea; Rhabditida; Onchocercidae.